CGGUGGGCGGGUCUAGCUGCAGGGCCCGACCGGUUUCAGACGGUAGGAGUCUGUGGUUCCUAGCUGGUGGCUGCUUGGGCGGGACACACGCGGUGCGGUGCAAGAUGGCGGAUGCAGAAGUAAUUACUUUGCCAAAGAAGCAUAAAAAGAAAAAAGACCGGAAGCCAUUACAAGAAGAUGAUGUAGCUGAAAUACAACAUGCUGAAGAAUUUCUUAUCAAACCAGAAUCCAGAGUAGCCCAAUUGGACACUUCUCAGUGGCCCUUGUUACUAAAGAAUUUUGAUAAGCUAAAUGUAAGGACAGCACACUAUACACCGAUUCCUUGUGGUUCAAAUCCUUUGAAGAGGGAGAUUGGGGACUAUAUCAGGACAGGUUUUAUUAAUCUUGACAAGCCUUCUAACCCCUCUUCCCAUGAGGUGGUAGCCUGGAUCCGACGAAUACUUCGGGUAGAGAAGACAGGUCACAGUGGCACACUAGAUCCCAAAGUGACUGGUUGUUUAAUUGUGUGUAUUGAACGAGCCACUCGUUUGGUGAAAUCACAACAGAGUGCAGGCAAAGAGUAUGUGGGAAUUGUCCGGCUGCACAAUGCUAUUGAAGGGGGUACUCAGCUUUCUAGGGCCCUAGAAACUCUGACAGGUGCCCUGUUUCAGCGACCCCCACUUAUUGCAGCAGUAAAGAGGCAGCUUCGAGUGAGGACUAUCUACGAGAGCAAAAUGAUAGAAUAUGAUCCUGAAAGAAGAUUAGGAAUCUUUUGGGUGAGCUGUGAAGCUGGCACUUACAUUCGGACACUAUGUGUACACCUUGGCUUGUUACUGGGGGUUGGUGGUCAGAUGCAGGAACUUCGGAGGGUGCGUUCUGGAGUCAUGAGUGAAAAGGACCAUAUGGUGACGAUGCAUGAUAUACUUGAUGCUCAGUGGCUGUAUGAUAACCAUAAGGAUGAGACUUACUUGCGGCGUGUUGUUUACCCUUUGGAAAAGCUGCUGACAUCUCAUAAACGUCUGGUUAUGAAAGAUAGUGCAGUGAAUGCAAUAUGCUAUGGGGCCAAGAUCAUGCUUCCUGGUGUUCUCCGAUAUGAGGAUGGCAUUGAGGUCAACCAGGAGAUUGUGGUCAUUACCACCAAGGGGGAAGCGAUCUGCAUAGCUAUUGCAUUGAUGACUACAGCAGUGAUUUCUACCUGUGAUCAUGGUAUAGUAGCCAAGAUAAAGAGGGUGAUCAUGAAGAGAGACACUUAUCCUCGGAAGUGGGGUUUGGGUCCAAAGGCAAGUCAGAAGAAGAUGAUGAUCAAGCAGGGCCUUCUGGACAAGCAUGGCAAACCCACAGAAAACACCCCUGUCACCUUGAAACAGGACUACAUUGACUACAGUGAUUCUGGCAGGAAAACACUGGUUGCUGAAGCAAUACAAACCCCUCAAUUAACUGCUGAUGUGGUAAAAGUCAUAAAAAGGAAGCGGGAGAGUGAAAGUGAUGAGAACUCUCCAGUAGUUUCCCAGUUAAUGAAGAAGGAAAAGAAGAAUAAGAAGGAUAAGAAGCCUAAAACUGUGUUAGAAAGUGGGGGCGAAGCUGGACAUGGGGACAGCAAUACCAGCAAAAAGAAAAAGAAGAAGAAAGUAAAAGUGGUGGAAGAUAUGUCUGAAUAGUAAAAGCAACUUGAAUCAUUAUGUCAAGCUGGGAAAAGAAAUGAAAGCCUUAUUGAGAAAACAUUUUGUUGAGGGAGUAGAACAGAGGUCCCAAACAGAAUACAGAGUUCUGGUACACUUUAGCUGCCACUUGUGAUCUCAGUGGUUAGGAUGUGGCCAUCUUGUCCUGUCCUGUUUUAAGGAUAUGCAAGAUGAAAAGCAGGUUUUUGCCACU
Molecule: messenger RNA, 1851 nt
Organism: Microtus oregoni (creeping vole)
Lineage: Eukaryota; Metazoa; Chordata; Mammalia; Rodentia; Cricetidae
Product: H/ACA ribonucleoprotein complex subunit DKC1
Exons: 15
Coding region: 105-1637 (510 amino acids)
Biological process (GO): mRNA pseudouridine synthesis; rRNA pseudouridine synthesis; box H/ACA sno(s)RNA 3'-end processing
Cellular component (GO): box H/ACA snoRNP complex
Molecular function (GO): pseudouridine synthase activity; RNA binding
Source: RefSeq, a predicted model, not a curated record